Penicillium crustosum is the source of this 2196-nucleotide messenger RNA. Its product is annotated as putative C2H2 transcription factor. The record is from RefSeq and is a predicted model, not a curated record. Gene Ontology annotation, molecular function: RNA polymerase II cis-regulatory region sequence-specific DNA binding; DNA-binding transcription factor activity, RNA polymerase II-specific; zinc ion binding. NCBI's taxonomy places the organism in Eukaryota, Fungi, Ascomycota, Eurotiomycetes, Eurotiales, Aspergillaceae. Gene Ontology annotation, cellular component: chromatin. Gene Ontology annotation, biological process: regulation of transcription by RNA polymerase II. Bases 1 to 2196 code for a protein of 731 amino acids. The transcript is spliced from 6 exons.
AUGUCAACUGAAUAUCCUUUAGCAGGAAGCCCCGAGAUAUCAGAAUCCCCAAAAUACGAGUGCUCAUUAUGCCUCAAGCGGUAUAAGCGACGUGAACACCUAUUCCGCCACAUCAGCUCCCAUACAUCACAGCGGCCAUACCAAUGCAAUUCAUGCGACGGAGCUUUCCAGCGCGCUGAUGUUUUGAAGCGACAUCUGCGGACCUGUGAUGGCGGCACCUCGAGAGCAAGCACCCGAAGACGGGCUUGCGAUCGUUGCGUUCGUCAGAAAAAAGCCUGUAGUUCCCAUCAACCAUGUCACAGCUGCUCCAAAAAGGGUGCCCAGUGUUGGUAUUCUACAGACACAGGGUCUUCAUCACGACUAAGCCAGCGCAGCCCAACGAAAGAUCCGCCAAAAGAUCAAGACCUGAAUACCCAAUUCACGGAUCCACCGCCACCGCCAUCGACAUCGACAUCUAAUACAAUGAUGCCGUGGGGCUUCACUAUGGAGGACUUGCAGAACUUUGGUACAAGUCCGACCAAUACCUUCUUUGAUCCUGUUCCUAUGCAAUACACCAGUCCAAAUUGGCCGGAUUUUUCGGCAUUACCUUCCGAAGGCCCGGCAGCUUUCGAAACACCUGUUUCUAGUGACAACCCCCGGAAAUCGCUGCACUUUCUGGACAAAUUUACUAGCAACACGGGUCUAGUGUCAAGCUUUGAUUGCGGCACCCAUGAGCAAAGAGAACAAGUCGCUGCCAGCGUAGACCAGCAAAUAUUGUCUGAGUUACAGCAGAGAAUAAUGUCAACGCCGGCCUUAGGCAUGGAUAUUCCAUCUCCUUUGAUUCUGGAAAGUAACAGUGAUACAAGUUCAACCAGCGAAUUACCACUGGAUUGGUUCAAUGACCCACUUUCCUUGAAGACUCAUGAGAUUCUUCUUUUAGUCGAAGAAGUGGUCACGGUCAAACCGCGCAACAGUUCCGUCACCUUGGACUGGUCAUCAGCACUCAGGGAUGCCUGUCUACAAUUCUUCUCUCCUUCGAACAUAAGAAGGUUUCUGGGAUUUUACUGGGCAAUAUGGCAUCCUAAUGUGAACUUUGUGCACCGGCCUACCUUCGACAUGCUGGCAGCGAAACCAACAGUCCUAGCUGCAAUGGCUCUAAUCGGUGAGACAGCCUCCUAUUAUAUGCCUGACAACGAAGAUGCGCGCACUUGGUUCAACUGUGUGGAAGAAAUGGUUUUCAUUGACGACGAUUUCAACAGUGAUCUGACCUACCAAUCAUCUGGCAACAUAGCUAUUCAAAGACGCAAGAUUCAGGCUGUACAAGCAGCCUACAUAAAUUGGGAGGGUGCGGAUGCUAGCAAGAGUCGCAUUCGACGUUACCGUUUUGCUACUCUGGUAUCUUGUAUUAAUGUACCAAAGACCGCUCGUGAUAUAGGCAUUACGGCGGCGAGACAUCUGAACUACAGCGAGCUAGGCCGCCAUGAGUUCGAAUGGAAAGAAUAUGCAGCUAGAGAGGAACUCAUUCGUCUAUUCACUUGGAUCUUUUUGCUAGAUUCAGCAUUCGUCAUUUUUAACAACCUCCCUCCGCGGAUGGUCAUCAAAGAAAUAAGGAUGCAUAUGGCAACACCGGAAGCUUGCUUUCAAGCGACAACGGCAGACCAAUGCCACCACCAAAUCCAACUCUUCCUGCCUGCAAGAAGUCUAUACUGGACCACUUCAUUCCGUGGGUCCUUCGAGUCACUAUGUAAAGACGAUUUAUCCGUCAAUAUCCGCGACCUCCUCGCUACCCUAGGUCCAUUAAACUUAUUCGCAUUAACAUCAGCAAUCCAUUCACAAAUCUUCCAGUUCCGCAGCGCGGUAGGCAGCUUCCAACUCCGAGCCCCGAUACAAAAUGCACUCAGAAACUGGCGAGACAUCUGGCAGUUGUUCUCAUCGACGUUCCCCCAAGGAAUCACACCACAUGUGACAAUCGAAGACCCUCAAAUUCAACCCGAGGAGCUCUGGAAACGAAUGGGAUUCUCCCGCUAUGCCCCCGAGUACUGGCUCCUAGCCCACUUGAUGGCAGAUCGAUUGGCAGUACCUGGCACAUCCAAGCCGGAGAAUGAGUUGGAGCCGCUUGACGAGGGUCCGCUGGACCCAAUUCUGAAUCGAUAUGACCAAACUAGUAUGCGCCAGGUCAAUGAUCUGAUAAUGGGCUUUCAGACCUUCCAGAUUUGA